GUUCCGGCUCAAUUCACAAGGAACAAAAAGGCAGGAGACCUGCUGUUGUACAGGGGUUUGGGGUAGGAUUGGGGUGAAAGACGCUCUCUUCUUCCCCACGUUUCUUGGAGGAAUGGGGGAGCCGAAUGCAGAGGUCAAGGUGGUGAACGAAGAAACCGAGGCCAAGCCACAACAGGCACAUAAAAAUGGAAAGAAGGCAGAGGUUGGAGGAGGAACCUCGUUUUUUACCUGGUUCAUGGUUUUGGCUCUCUUGGGUGUCUGGACGUCUGUAGCUGUGGUGUAUUUUGAUCUUGUUGACUAUCAAGGUGUAAUCGCCAAAGCAAAGGACUUGCGCUAUAAUCUUUCAGAGGUAUUACAAGGUAAACUCGUGUCCUAUGAUGCUGACGGUGAUGGAGACUUUGAUGUGGAAGAUGCUAAAGUACUACUAGGGCUGAAAGAUAAAACCACCAUUGAGACCAGUGAAUCAGUUGAGGGAACCCCUGCUGAACCCCUGGAAGAAGCUCCUGAAUCUAUCGUGGAGGAAGAAAUUCAAGCCACCAUAGUUGAAGAAGCAGCUCAGCCACCACUUGAACCAGAGACUGUGGAAGAGGAGCCUGUUCCCAUGGAAGAAGAACCUCUGGAAGUAGAAGAAGAGCCUGCUGUUGUAGAAGACGAAGUAGCUGAGGAGGAACUAGAGGUUGAAGAGGAGCAGGAAGUUCCUGAGGAAGAACCAGAAGUUGUGGAGGAAGAGCCAGAGGUUACAGAGACUGUUCCAGUUGAGGAAGAGGCUGCAAAAGAGGAAGAGGUCUUUCCAGUUGAAGAACUGGUUGAGGAAGAAGUGGAGGAAACAGAGGAGGGUGCACUAGUGGAAGAAGCGGUUGAGGAAGUGUUGGAGGAAGAUGCUGCAUCAAUAGAGGAAGUAGUAGAAGAUGCACCACUGGAAGAGGCAGUAGAAGUAGUUGAAGAGGUUGCACCGGUGGAAGAAGCAGUGGAGGUUGUGUUGGAGGAAGAGACAGUAGAGGAAGCUGCACCAGAAGCUGUGGAGGAGGUUGUGCCAGUAGAAGAAGCGGUUGAGGAGCUUGAACCGGUAGAAGAAGCAGUUCAGGAGGUUAUACCAGUAGAAGAAGCUGUGGAAGAGGUUCUAUUGGUAGAAGAAGCUGUUGAGGAGCUUGAACAAGUAGAAGAAACUGUGGAGGAGGUUGUACCGGUAGAAGAAGCUGUGGAGGAGGUUGUACCGGUAGAAGAAGCUGUGGAGGAGGUUGUACCGGUAGAAGAAGCUGUGGAGGAGGUUGUACCGGUAGAAGAAGCUGUGGAGGAGGUUGUACCGGUAGAAGAAGCUGUGGAGGAGGUUGUACCGGUAGAAGAAGCUGUGGAGGAGGUUGUACCGGUAGAAGAAGCUGUGGAAGAGGUUGUACCGGUAGAAGAAGCUGUGGAAGAGGUUGUACCGGUAGAAGAAACGGUUGAGGAGCUUGAACCGGCAGAAGAAACGGUUGAGGAGCUUGAACCGGCAGAAGAAACAGUUGAGGAGCUUGAACCGGCAGAAGAAACAGUUGAGGAGCUUGUACCGGUAGAAGAAGCUGUAGAGGAAACUGAAACAACGGAACCAGUGGAAGAACCAGAAACACCCAAAGAGGCAGGUGAGGAAUCAGAAUCAGUCUCUAUAGAAGAAACUGUAACAGAAGGGGAAGUUAUAGAGGAAACCGAGGAGCCAGUUCAAGAAGAAGAGGAAGUACAAGACUCCACGUUGGAGGAAGCCGAGCUUGAAGAAGAAAAUAUAGAAGAAGAAGAAGAAGAAGAAGAAGAAGAGGAGGAUGUAGCUGCUGAGGAAGAGCAGCCUGAGGAGGAUGCAGCAGAGGAAAUAAACCAAACAGAAGAACAAAUUGAAUUAGAGCCCACAGAAACAUAAAACAUUAGGCAGUAUGUAAGAUGCGGAGAGGACCAGCAACACAUGGCAUUCCACUGGAAGUGUGCAGCUGCCAAUUCCCACCAUGGAGUUAAACAAAAACAAAACAAGAACGCUAAUAUUUCCCUUACACAUUUAUUUGAAUGUUUUGUCAUCUUUUGUUUGGUGGUUUGACCCUUUCAAAUCCCUUUUUUUGUAAUUACAGACAAAGCUUUCUCCCUGUUCUCUAACAUAGAUGUGAAGUAGCCUUUUUUGAAUGAUCAUGGAUAAUAGUUUGGUUGUAGUUCCUGUCCUGUGUGUACAAACACCUUCAUGUUGCUUUGUAGCUCAGAUCUUCACAUUCUCUUCGGCGCUGAAUUAAUCAGUGUCUCUCGUCAUCAAAUCUGAUGUUUUGCUUUAAUGUGAAGGUACUAUGCAAAGCUGCACUGAUCUUUCGCUAUUUUUACCCUUAGGUUUUGUACUACCAAUAUGUAUUGAGUCUACAUUUCCAAUGUUGCAUAUCAAGGACAAGUUUAUGCUGGCAGGUUAACCAAGAUAAUUGCUAUGUGAACUCUGUAUGGAGUGAAUGUGUGUGUGCUUGUGUGUGUGUGUGUGUGUCUAUUUGAAAAUGUAUGUGAAACAAUCAUUUUUGAGCCAUUUUUCUCACUAGUAUGUUUUCACAGUGUUUUCUUAUGUGCUUUCCAGCAUACGUUCAACAUUUUAGUACCUCUGUUGAUAUUUUUUUCAAUACUGUAGGUGAUAUGCUAAGAGCUCAGAGAAUUGUUUUUGCAUUUCUUCACAUUUUUAAACUCCGAUGCAUAGCAUUGCCCCCCCCCCACGCCAUUACUUAUUUACACUUUUGCCUUUUUCAGCAAGUCCUGUUUAAUAGGCUCAUGAUUUGACAAGCUGUUUCAGGUAGACACUCCAGCUGCUGUGCAGUAUGCAUUAGACAGACAGUGUUGUUUAAUGGGUGUCUUAUGUAAUAACUGGUGAAGGAUGCCCACAUAAAUAUGGAACAACCUACUUUACACAGUGUUUCAUUUUUAUAACAGGGUAAAGGACUUACCUAGUGUUUUCACAAGUCAGUAUAUGUAUUUUUUUGUCAUAUGUCAUGCACUGCCUAUGUACUAUAACUUCACAGUGCAUUUAUUCUGGCCCUUUCAACUGUUGCAGGCACAUCUGUAAGAAUGCAAUACAAUUUUGUUGUGCAGAAAAAAGAUGACUGGUUAUUUUCUAACUUUUAUUAUCAUAGUAAGUCAAAAGUUGUUUGUAUUUACUAUUAAUGUUGUCAUGGUUUUUAUUAUACCACAACGUAGCUUUCACCCUUGAUGCAGAGUAGUUGAUUAAGAAAUUGAAAGCCUGAUCUUUUGAAGGAAACCCAAUCCUGGCUCCUGAAUUGAUUCACUGUGGAUUAUUUUUUUCAUUGUAAUGUUGUUACACUGUGGUUUUAUGGGGCCUGCCAGAAUAGAUGAUGUUUUUGUGAUAGACUUUAGGAAAUGCUGCAGAUCUCUUCAAAACAAUGAUUUCAUAACACAUACAGUGGCUGAAAUAUAGUUUUUAGGGUUUGUUUUUUCUUUUUCUACAACACUAAAGGGUGUUUUGGACCCCUAACACUUUUGAAGUCAAUGUGAAUUUUUUAAAGUGGUAUUAAUUUUACAAAGUAAAUAACUUUUUGCUUUCUUUCUUUCUUUCUUUCUUUUUUUUAUUUUUUUUUUAUAGGAUUUUUAAGGAUUUCUUUUAUCUAGGAUUUGACGUUUUAAAGUCAAAUUGAAUUAAUUUUAUGAAAGUGUUAACUUCUCAAAGCCAUAUGUGAAAGGUUGGAUAUAGCAGCCUUAGUACAGGUUGUGCUUCAAAGGACAGACAUCUCACAACCAGCAAUAACUCCAUUUGUGAGGGGAGUGUUUCUUACUGAAAUCCAGAUAUAAACAGAGGUUUACUCAAGACUUUCUAUCCAGAGGUUUACAUGAAAUCCUGCUGUAUAGGCUAAUUCAUUUUAAGUUAUUGAGGCAAUGCAAUUUUAGGGAGUUUUGGGUGACUUUUCACAGAUAUGUAAACAACUGUAAAUGUUUUGUUUGAGUGCUGCAAUAAAGGUUGGGUACAACAGGA
Puntigrus tetrazona (Sumatra barb) is the source of this 3967-nucleotide messenger RNA. It is a transcript of the gene asph, whose product is annotated as aspartate beta-hydroxylase. Gene Ontology annotation, cellular component: endoplasmic reticulum; membrane. The transcript is spliced from 10 exons. The record is from RefSeq and is a predicted model, not a curated record. Gene Ontology annotation, molecular function: peptidyl-aspartic acid 3-dioxygenase activity. Lineage: Eukaryota; Metazoa; Chordata; Actinopteri; Cypriniformes; Cyprinidae. Gene Ontology annotation, biological process: peptidyl-aspartic acid hydroxylation. Bases 113 to 1885 code for a protein of 590 amino acids.